This is a messenger RNA of Penaeus monodon (black tiger shrimp), 533 nucleotides long. RefSeq names its product cuticle protein AMP4-like. Gene Ontology annotation, molecular function: structural constituent of chitin-based larval cuticle. Gene Ontology annotation, cellular component: chitin-based extracellular matrix. Bases 54 to 455 code for a protein of 133 amino acids. NCBI's taxonomy places the organism in Eukaryota, Metazoa, Arthropoda, Malacostraca, Decapoda, Penaeidae. The record is from RefSeq and is a predicted model, not a curated record. The transcript is spliced from 3 exons.
UAUAGCAAGCUAUCGUCUGUUGACCAUCACACUCGCGCUCACAGCCUCUCAUCAUGAAGACCGCCGUCAUCCUCGCCCUUGUCUCUGUGGCCAUGGCCGCCAAACUGCCCACCGAGGACCUUCCUGUGGCCAUCGUGAGGAGCAGCCAAGUGAACCCCGACGAGAACGGCGCCCACAGCUCCGACUUCGAGGCCGAGAACGGCAUCGUGUUCCAGUUCUCCGGCAAAGAGGCUGAAGAGGGCGGCGCCAACAUGGUCGGAUACUUUGCCUACCCCCAGGAGGACGGCUCCCUGGCCGAAGUGAAGUUCGUGGCCGACGAGAACGGCUUCCAGCCCGAGUCGUCCCUCCUGCCCGUGGCCCCCGCCUUCCCCCACCCCAUCCCCCAGUUCGUCCUCGACCAGAUCGAGUUCGCCCGCUUCGAGGACGAGCGCAAGGCUCUUGAGGAUGAAGAGUAGAUGGUCCUUUUAAUUUUGGUGAUACUAUGACGAGCUUUAUAUCUAUUUAUAUUUAAGUUAAUAAAUGGAAUAAUCUUA